AUGUCAUUAGUAUACGAUAAAUUCAUUUUAUUUGGGGAUUCAUUAACUGAAUUCGGUACUGGAAAGGGUACGGACUUUUCAUUUCAAGGUGAACUUCAAGAUAAUUAUAUGAGAAAGCUCGAUGUUGAAAACAGAUCUUUUGCAGGGUAUAAUACCAGACAUGCACGUCUUUUACUUCCUGAAAUAUUGAAUGCUGAUAUUGGAGCUUCAAAGAUAAAACUUAUGACGAUGUAUUUUGGAUGUAAUGACGCGUCUAAAAUGUACUAUGUUCCCGUUGAAGAGUAUGAAGAAAACAUUGAAUAUUUAGCUAAUGAAAUACUUAAAAGAGAUAUCAAAUUAAUUAUCAUUGGUACUGGAUUUCACGAUCAGGAAUUAUUUAGAAAUAUCCCUGAUAUUCCAUAUCAUGGUCCCGUGAACUCGAAUAAACAAACGAAAGUUUAUUCUGAAGCUGCAAAAAGAGUGGCAUCCAAGCUCCAAGUUCCAUUUGUUGAUUUAUGGGAAGCAUUUAGACAAUUUGGUAAUUGGACGGAAAAACAAUUACUUGCUGAUGAAGUUGAUUUAAGUGAGUUGUUGAUCGAUGGAAUUCAUUUUAAAGCUCAAGCUUAUAGAAUUUUUUAUAAAGAAGUUAAAAAUGCUAUUGAUACUGGACUUCCUGAAGUUGCACCGGCUGCUUUACCUAAAAAGCUUCCAGAAUGGAAUGACAAUGAUAUAGAAAAAGUGAGACAAGCUCUUGCUGAUCUUGCAAAGUAA
Molecule: messenger RNA, 750 nt
Organism: Scheffersomyces coipomensis
Lineage: Eukaryota; Fungi; Ascomycota; Pichiomycetes; Serinales; Debaryomycetaceae
Product: SGNH/GDSL hydrolase family protein
Exons: 1
Coding region: 1-750 (249 amino acids)
Source: RefSeq, a predicted model, not a curated record